Ornithorhynchus anatinus (platypus) is the source of this 2645-nucleotide messenger RNA. RefSeq names its product lysine acetyltransferase 2A (gene KAT2A). NCBI's taxonomy places the organism in Eukaryota, Metazoa, Chordata, Mammalia, Monotremata, Ornithorhynchidae. The record is from RefSeq and is a predicted model, not a curated record. Gene Ontology annotation, molecular function: histone H3 acetyltransferase activity; protein binding. Gene Ontology annotation, cellular component: histone acetyltransferase complex; nucleus. Gene Ontology annotation, biological process: positive regulation of transcription by RNA polymerase II; chromatin remodeling.
AUGCGGCUGGAGAAAGCAGCAGAUCUGGGCUGUGUGGAGAGGUCCACGGCCAAGUCACACCUUCACAACAAUCAUUUCACCGCCUUUGUACUCACAGCCUUCGAGGCCCCGGGGCGCCCAUGCGGCCCUAGCUGGGAGCGCGGCGCUGGCCAUGGCGGAGCCGGCCCAGGCCCAGCCCCAGCCCCAACCCCGGAGCCUGCAGCCCCCGCCCCGCCUCCCGCCCCCGCGGGGGGAGGCUCGGGGAGCGGCGGCGGAGGCGGCGGCGGGGGGGACCCGGCCCGGCCCGGCCUGAGCCAGCAGCAGCGCGCCAGCCAGCGGAAGGCGCAGGUGCGAGGCCUGCCCAGGGCCAAGAAGCUCGAGAAGCUCGGGGUCUUCUCCGCCUGCAAGGCCAACGACUCCUGCAAGUGCAAUGGCUGGAAGAACCCGAAUCCCCCCACGGCCCCCCGCAUGGACCUACAGCAGCCGGCCGCCAACCUGAGCGAGGCCUGUCGCAGCUGCGGGCACGCGCUGGCUGACCACGUGUCCCACUUGGAGAACGUCUCCGAGGACGAGAUCAGCCGGCUGCUGGGCAUGGUGGUCGACGUGGAGAACCUGUUUAUGUCUGUGCACAAGGAAGAGGACACUGACACCAAGCAGGUGUACUUCUACCUGUUCAAGCUCCUGCGCAAGUGCAUCCUGCAGAUGACAAGGCCCGUGGUGGAGGGCUCCUUGGGAAGCCCCCCCUUCGAGAAGCCCAACAUCGAGCAGGGCGUCCUGAAUUUCGUCCAGUACAAGUUCAGCCACCUGGCCCCCAAGGAGCGGCAGACGAUGUACGAGCUGUCCAAGAUGUUCCUGCUGUGCCUCAACUACUGGAAACUGGAGACGCCCGCCCAGUUCCGCCAGCGCUCGCAGGCCGAGGACGUGGCCGCCUACAAGGUCAACUACACCAGGUGGCUGUGCUACUGCCACGUCCCGCAGAGCUGCGACAGCCUGCCCCGCUACGAGACCACCCACGUGUUUGGCCGCGGCCUCCUCAAGUCCAUCUUCACCGUGACGCGGCGCCAGCUCCUGGAGAAGUUCCGCGUGGAGAAGGACAAGCUGGUGCCCGAGAAGAGGACGCUGAUCCUCACCCACUUCCCCAAGUUCCUGUCGAUGCUGGAGGAGGAGAUCUAUGGCGAGAACUCACCCAUCUGGGCAGCCGGUUUUACCUUGCCCGCGGCGGAGGGGACUCAGCUUGGGCCCCAGCCAGCCGCCGUUAGCGCCACGGCCGUGCCCACCACCCCGCUCUUCAGCUCCAGCCUGGGAGGCGGCAGCAGCAACGGCGGCUGCGCCGGCAGCUCCCUGAGUGCCCGGGACACUGGCGCCGCUGAACCUUUGCCAGGCGAGAAACGGAAGCCGCAGGACAGCCUGACCCUGGAAGAUGCCAAGCGGCUGCGGGUGACGGGCGACAUUCCCAUGGAGCUGGUUAACGAGGUCAUGCUGACCGUCACCGACCCGGCCGCCAUGCUGGGCCCCGAGACCAGCCUGCUGUCGGCCAACGCGGCGCGGGACGAGACGGCGCGGCUGGAGGAGCGGCGUGGCAUCAUCGAGUUCCACGUGAUCGGGAACUCGCUGGCCCCCAAGGCCAGUCGGCGACUGCUGCUCUGGCUGGUCGGCCUGCAGAACGUCUUCUCCCACCAGCUGCCCCGUAUGCCCAAGGAGUACAUCGCCCGCCUCGUCUUUGACCCGAAGCACAAGACGCUGGCUCUGAUCAAGGACGGCCGGGUCAUCGGGGGGAUCUGCUUCCGCAUGUUCCCCACCCAGGGCUUCACCGAGAUUGUCUUCUGUGCCGUCACCUCCAAUGAGCAAGUCAAGGGCUACGGGACGCACCUGAUGAACCACCUGAAGGAAUAUCACAUCAAACACGGGAUCCUGUUCUUCCUCACUUACGCUGAUGAGUACGCCAUUGGCUACUUCAAGAAGCAGGGCUUUUCCAAAGACAUCAAGGUGCCCAAGAGCCGCUACCUGGGCUACAUCAAGGACUAUGAGGGGGCCACCCUGAUGGAGUGCGAGCUGAAUCCUCGCAUUCCCUACACCGAGCUGUCCCACAUCAUCAAGAAGCAGAAGGAGAUCAUCAAGAAGCUAAUCGAGCGAAAGCAGGCUCAGAUCCGGCGUGUCUACCCCGGGCUCAGCUGCUUCAAGGAAGGCGUCCGGCAGAUCCCCGUCGAGAGCAUCCCCGGCUUGCGAGAGACAGGCUGGAAGUCCCUUGGGAAGGAGAAGGGGAAGGAACUGAAAGAUCCAGACCAGCUGUAUACAACGCUCAAGAAUCUGCUGGCCCAGAUUAAGACGCACCCCAGUGCCUGGCCCUUCAUGGAGCCCGUGAAGAAGGCCGAAGCGCCAGACUAUUACGAGGUUAUUCGCUUCCCCAUCGAUCUGAAGACCAUGACGGAGAGGCUCCGAGCCCGCUACUACGUGACCAAGAAGCUGUUCGUGGCGGACCUGCAGCGGGUCAUCGCCAACUGCCGAGAAUACAACCCGCCCGACAGUGCCUACUGCCGCUGUGCCAACACCCUGGAGAAGUUCUUCUACUUCAAGCUCAAGGAGGGAGGGCUCAUCGACAAGUGACGCCCCUCCCUGGGAGCGGCCCCACGCUUGAAACUUGGGGGGGAGGGGGGGUGGGGGGUCUG